AUGGACAUGUCGGAAUUAUCCCCCACCUCCCACCACCUCGCCAAGAAGACCAAGCAGAAGCGACCGAACCCUCAGCAGCGCCGACGCCGUGAGGCCUACAAGCUGGCACGCAUCGCCGCGGAGCUCGAAGCUCCUGGUGGACUGGAGGGCAUUUUGAAUGUCUCCAGCACCACCGCGACCACUGCUACGGCAGUGGAAGAGUGCCUGCGCGAGCAGACCUCUUCGGUGCGAUGCCCUGCUGGGAUCAGACAGAACAGAGUCACGAAGAAGACCAGUGGGCGCAAAGUCUCCUACGGGGGCAAUAUGACAAGAGAGUCGGCCGCGGAGCACGAGGGGGCCGAAGCCGCAGGCUCCACCGCGACUGCUUCUGUCGUCACUGCUACGGCAUACGACGCACCUACGGGUGCAGAAGUGAUCACGGCGGAGGUCGGUGGCUCGGCUCCCACAAGCGUGCCUAAUCGAAAGAUUCGCCGUUUGCGUGAGAGAUCGUUAAAGGCGACCAGGGGGGGCAGUAGGAGCACCGGCGACGAAGAAGUACCGGGAGCAGCUGGAGCCAAGAUGGCUGGAUGCUCCUCGGGACGGAAACAGCAGACGAGUGGUGAGGCGCAUGCCGCUCGACGGGCGAGGCUCCGGAAGCAGAGCAGCCUGUGCGCUAGAGUACCGGAGGCCGCAACUAUGCAGCCCAAGGCGGAGGGAGAGGAUGGCCAGGAGCAACAAGGACUCAACGCGAGCUCGUUGUGGGAGGCGUUUCUGAAGGCCGACGGCGACACCCAGUCGUUGGUGCAUGAGGCACUGCAUCUCAGCUCGCACGCGGAGAAGAAGGCAGAGGGUCAGAGAAUGACCCUUCCGAACACUACCACUGGAGAAACUGGCGCGAAGAAAUCCAGUAAUCCUGGUAGUGUUAGUCGAGACGCCGUACCUCCUUGGCAGCGGAGCAGCAGGCAUCACAGAAGGGCGCAGCCCCCGAGCGUCAUGGAGAGAGAUCCUUCCCGGCAGUUGGCCGUCGCGGCCUGGGGUGAACUCGUCGAGACGAACACCGCCAUGUACGCCGAAAGGCUGCAGAAGGUGCAGGCUACGGCCAACUCUUCACUCGAGAUGAAGUGGAGAGACGAGUCGGCCGUCGCAGUUGCCGACAAGGAAGCUACCGGGAAGCGGUCGGAUUCCGAGAGCAGGCCGAAGACCACCGAGCCCAGGCCACCAGCUGCGUCCUGGCAGGUGGCUCCUCAUCUCCGGGCAAGGCUGCUGUCAGACCCUCGUCCGCCGGUGGUUGAGACCUCGUGUUACCUUCGCAAGAAGGUAACCGAGUAUAUCACCAUUGGGGAGGACUUGGACAUUGCGCCGCCUGAAGAGAAGACGACAAUCUCGGGCGCCGUGCUGGAUUCGUACGAACCCGCCGAGCAGGUCGAGAUCCUCACCACGCUGAUCGACGACACGAUGAAGCUUCUGAAGCAGCACGAACCUGGUGCUGCAAAGGCCGCUCCUUCCGCUUCCAUGGAAUGGCUGCAGAAGGAUGGUCACGCUGGCGCUAGGAAGAGGGAACGGGAUUCGAUUAAUUCCCUGACGGCGAGAGAGUAUGCGGCGCGACACGCCGCGGUACUCGGAUCAUCGGACGUUAACCGGAAGGCGAACCAUCCCUUGACUGAUGAUGACAUGAAGGAUGACGGGAAGGCGAUCGAUUAUUCAACCGAUGAUGAAGCGGAGGUUGAUGGCAAGGCGAACAAUCCCUCGACCGAAGUUGCCAUGGAGGGCAUGUGA
This is a messenger RNA of Tricharina praecox, 1755 nucleotides long. RefSeq lists its product as uncharacterized. The coding region runs from base 1 to 1755 and encodes 584 amino acids. The transcript is spliced from 8 exons. The record is from RefSeq and is a predicted model, not a curated record. Lineage: Eukaryota; Fungi; Ascomycota; Pezizomycetes; Pezizales; Pyronemataceae.